Penicillium arizonense is the source of this 1170-nucleotide messenger RNA. RefSeq names its product nucleolar and coiled-body phosphoprotein 1 family protein. The transcript has 2 exons. The record is from RefSeq and is a predicted model, not a curated record. Lineage: Eukaryota; Fungi; Ascomycota; Eurotiomycetes; Eurotiales; Aspergillaceae. The coding region runs from base 1 to 1170 and encodes 389 amino acids.
AUGGCUAAAGUUUCAGUCAAGGCUUCGGCCAAGUCUCCCAAGAGCGUAAACACUAUUCCUCCCCAGUUGAUCGCUUCGGUUGCUGCUUUCCUCGCCGAGAACUUCCCUCAGACCGCCGCCACUUUCACCAAGGAAUUGGCCACGUCAGGCAACAAGUCUGAUAACAAGAAUGUUGCUUCCCUGCUCGACCUCUUCCAGGCCUCUGCCGUGAAGAAGGCUGCCUCGACCAACCCCGACAGCAGCGAUAGCGAGUCAGACGUUGAAAUGGGAGAUGCUAGGUCAUCUUCCUCUUCCUCUUCUUCCUCUUCCUCCUCUUCCUCCUCUUCCUCUUCUUCCUCCAGCUCGGAGAGUUCCAGCUCCGACAGCGACGCCGACGACGAGGACGAUGACAAGUCCCCCGCGGUCCCCGUCCCUGCCAAGAAGCCUUCCGGCGUGAAGCGCAAGGCCGAGUCCAGCAGCUCCUCUUCCGACUCCUCUUCUGAGUCUGAGGAUGACAGUCCCAAGGCCAAGAAAGCCAAGGUCUCUCCUAAGGAGGCUUCCAAGGAGGCUUCCAAGGACUCGUCUUCGUCCUCGUCUGAUUCCUCGUCUGAUUCCUCGUCUGAUUCAUCUUCUUCUUCGGACUCUUCUAGCUCCGACUCCGAUUCCUCGAGCUCUUCAUCCGACUCCUCGAGCUCUUCAUCCGAUUCCUCGAGCUCUUCGUCCGACUCCGACUCGUCUGACUCCGAUUCAUCCGACUCAGAAGAUGAGAAGAAAUCCAAGGUGGCAUUGAAGGAAGCAAAGAAGACCCCCCUCCCCGAGUCCGACUCCAGCGACUCCGACUCUUCAUCUGACACCAGCAACACCCUCGAAGCUGCUCCCGUCGUUGUCGAGAAGACCGUGACAUUCGAGCAGGGCCCCUCUUCAAGUGCCAGCCCUGCUCCGUUCAACGGCCAAGGCAAGAAGAAGCACACCGGAGCCCGCCCUACGCCUCUGGCUCUGCUGAGUGAACUGCCCCACGACCACCCCUCCAACGACUAUAUGUCGUACGCAUACGCAGACCGCGCCUUCCAGGAUCUCUCCGUGACUCGCGGCAAGGGAUUCACCAAGGAGAAGAACAAGAAGAAGCGCGGCUCAUACCGCGGCGGCCCUAUUGACAUCACUGGCGGCAAGUCCUUCAAGUUUGACGAUUAA